AUGAAGUGUAUCGCAACUGUAAUUUUGAUGGCUCUUGCUGUUGCCGCUGAAGCAUCCUACGCCACCCAAAUCUACGCCCACCAUGGACAUGGUUAUGUCGCCUCUCCCUAUGGAGUUUAUGCUGCCCAUCACGGUUCAACCAUCAUCCAAUCGAACGAUGAUCAUCAAGCUUGGGCCCAUCACGAUUAUUGGCCAGCUGCUACUUAUCACUCGCAUGUGCACCAUGCUCCACCAGCCCUAGGACAUUGGGAUCAUCACCGCCACGCUCAUGCUGCUCCGGUGUUGCCUAAUCACCACACUGCUACGUACGUAGCCGUCAAUCCUGGAGCGGUGCACAAGGCUCCACUUCCUGGACAUAUUGUCAACCAGAAGUCUCUGAAUUUGGCUCCAGCUUCGGGGCUUUGGUAA
This is a messenger RNA of Aedes albopictus (Asian tiger mosquito), 408 nucleotides long. RefSeq names its product adult cuticle protein 1-like. Lineage: Eukaryota; Metazoa; Arthropoda; Insecta; Diptera; Culicidae. The coding region runs from base 1 to 408 and encodes 135 amino acids. The record is from RefSeq and is a predicted model, not a curated record. The transcript is spliced from 2 exons.